GUGAGCAGACGACGAUUGGCGUGAUGACGUCGACUCCAAUAACUUGCAAGAAGAAGAAGAAAGUAUAGAAAAGGGAUGAAAAAUGGCUGAUAGAAAGCCAAAUGUGUCGGGGGAUCUCCAUCGAGAUUCUCAUCCUUCCCUUAAGGAGAGUAAACAAGACGAACCUCCAAACUCAAGACUUUUUAUCGUGUGCGGUAAAUCAGUGACAGAAGAUGAUUUUCGUGAAGCGUUUCAUAAAUACGGAACCAUAGAAGAAAUCUGGAUGGUCAAAGAUCGAACUACAGGCGAGCCCAAAGGUGUGGCCUAUGUAAAAUUUUCCAAAACCUCUGAAGCUGCAACAGCAAUGGAAGAGAUGAAUGGUAGAUGUAUAGGCUGCCAUCCCCGACCAUUAAAAGUUUUGAUUGCUCACAGUCGUGAACAAGGAUCAAGAAGAGAUUCAAAUGAAGAAGAAAGAUUGCUGCGACUUUUUGUUGUUGUUCCCAAAUCCAUGAAUGAUUCAGAAUUAAGAGAUCAUUUUGCUCAGUUUGGUGACAUAGACUAUGUUUCAAUUGUUAAGGAUAAAAACACCAAAGAAAGCAAAGGCUUCGCCUAUGUAAAGUAUCAUCGUGUGUCACACACUGCCAAAGCCUUUGAGUGCUGCGAACGAUCGUUCAAACCUGUCUUCGCCGACCCCAGACCGCCUAAGCCAAUACAUGCAGAUAGUUCUCAAUCCAAUAUUGGCAGUGCUUCUUCGACAACCAGCAACUACGAUGUGUUCCCCUACGAGAAUCAUACCGCUACAAGUACCGAAGGGUUUUCUCGCCUCGCAGUGGUUGCCUCUUCUUCUGUUAACCAAGAUCAGUUGUGGAAAUUGUUUGAUAUUAUUCCCGGUUUGGAUUAUUGCGAAAAGAGAGAAACCAAGAAUCGCCAGCAAGGAAGAUGUCAAUAUACUGCCGUUUACAACAAUGCUCAAGCAGCGUCCUACGCGAAAGAAAAACUUCAUGGCUUUGAAUACCCACCAGGACAGAGGCUGAUCGUUAAAUUUGAUUACAUAAAUGCAGAGCCAAGUCGAAGUACGUCAUCAGCAACACUUCCCACGACAAAUGUCCAAACUUCAGUGCAAUAUGCAGGCGUUAAUUGCUUGACCCCGGUUGGAUCCGGUACACGAUUACCAUUUCUAUCUGGACUGCAAGGUCAAGGAGGGAUGGAAAAUAACGUUCAACCCGUACCUACAACGAAUCCAUCGCCAGUUGGCGCGCCUUAUCAUGGGUUGAUAACACCAAACAACGCUGCCCGAACAGCAGCGCUUCAUAAUAAUUUAGCAACGUUAGCCGAGACGAUUGCACAAGCGACUUCUUUGAUUCAAGCUGCCUCCGGUUUGGGGCAAGGUUUCCUCCAGUCCCCCUCGAAACACGCCGUAAACGGCACAGAUGAAAGACAUGAAUUGAUGGGCCAUUUGGAAAUGUUAGGGGCCCUGUCUACUCAAGGGAUCCCGCUAUCACCUAGCCAGGCACCAACCAAUAAUAAUUAUUCGGGUGAAACUUAUGACCCUUCGUACUGCUCCGUCAAACUUCCUACCCCUCAGCCUCUGGCCCCAAUGGAUUCUCCCGUUGGGGAAAGGUUAUUUAUAGUGUGUCAGCCAACACCACCUCCAAUCUAUGUACUGAAGGAUAUUUUUGGUCGCUUCGGUCACCUGAUUGAUGUCUACAUGUUGGGUGGCAGAUCAUGCGGUUACGCCAAGUAUGCCGACAAGGACUCCGCCGACAGAGCGCUAAUGACAUUGCACGGGCAAGAGGUCUGUGGUUCCCGAUUAAAAGUGAUGACAGCAGAGCCUCCAAACGCGACCAACAACGAUACUCUACGUAAACGAAUCCGCAUCGAAGAGCAAUAGUACGGAUUCGUUUUCACGAUUGACAUUUGUUUUCCUCAUGCCAGCAAACUCCCCGACCGACCGUUGUGUUGACGGACCUUGGACAACCCGACUACGACUGCGGCUUAUACUGUAGCUAACACAAAACUGCACUCGUUAGAAUCAAUUUCCCUUUUUAUAAAAAGAAACCGAAACAUCGCGUAGUUAAAAGAAAGAAAAAAAAAAUCUACUGUUUUGAUCAGAUGGGACGAAUUUCUCUGCCAGCACCGGAAGCUAUUUAAAUUUUACAAUCCCGUCUCUUUUCCCACGCGAAAAUCAAGUUUACGGAAGCUGAUCUAAUAAUUAUGAUAAGGUCUCGGAAGUAAAUGACGAAGCAAUCGGGAAUGGUUGAUUUUCCCCCUAAGCAUGGAAACUUUCUAUGUUGUAGUUUGUUUGUGAGGUCCCUGCCUUUCCCAUCUCUCUUCAGUUAACACUUCCCCUAUUAGUUCAUACGCUUCUUGUAUUCGAGUGGGAAUUGGCAAGGGCAGAAGGGUAAAGAAGUAAAAUUUGAUCUAAAUUUUGUAGCGGCAGUUUGUUUGUCAAUAUGUCUUGUCUGUAUGUAUUUGCGUGUCCGUUUACGCCUAAACCCUUUUUUCCAUCUUUUUUUUUUUUUUUUUUUUGUUUUUUUUUACAAUAUUUCUCUUAUCAUUCUCGCUACCCCUCAGAGCCGGUUGAUUAAUUAGACGCAGCUAAAUUGUUCACGAUUUAAAACAAAAAAAAAAUCAGAAAAACUAAUAAGUAUUCGAUGUUACAUGCCGUCCGUUCAUCUUGUGGUUCUUGGAACGCAGGAAACGCAUUUCCUUUCUUGAAAAUGUACAAUAUUAUUAUUAAAUGAAAUUAGCGGUAUUGCUACCGCACUCCGUUGGUCUGAUUCAGAUACUCUCACAAGAAUUUUCCUCCCCUCUCCCAUAUUUUUUCCCCUUUUUUCUUUUUCUAUGGGAGUUUAUUAAGAAACGUUAUUUACGAAUCGUUGAUAUAAUAUCGUUCUCUUUCAUACUUUUUUUCUCGGGUGAUGAAUACACUACUUACAAUGUUA
Daphnia magna is the source of this 2924-nucleotide messenger RNA. RefSeq names its product RNA-binding protein 45-like. Gene Ontology annotation, molecular function: RNA binding. Lineage: Eukaryota; Metazoa; Arthropoda; Branchiopoda; Diplostraca; Daphniidae. The record is from RefSeq and is a predicted model, not a curated record. Bases 83 to 1870 code for a protein of 595 amino acids. The transcript is spliced from 7 exons.